Trichoderma breve is the source of this 1635-nucleotide messenger RNA. RefSeq lists its product as uncharacterized. NCBI's taxonomy places the organism in Eukaryota, Fungi, Ascomycota, Sordariomycetes, Hypocreales, Hypocreaceae. The transcript is spliced from 3 exons. The record is from RefSeq and is a predicted model, not a curated record. The coding region runs from base 1 to 1635 and encodes 544 amino acids.
AUGGGAAGCUCCAGUGGCGUCGCUGACGCCAUUGUCUUCAUCGACUGUAAUCAAGGCAGACCUCCGAGAGACCCUACAGUGAAGACUCUGAUCCGAAGUCGAGCUAUGAAGCAAGCCGCGAUUCAGCGCAAGAGGGACGGACGCUAUGAGAGGCUGAAUAUGAUACAGUAUCCUGAAUGGAUACUGGGUUCGCAACAGCAAAACGAACCGACAGAUGUAAAAGACGGAAACGUAGCGUUGGUUACAACUGUAAAUGAGACUGGUGGACACACUGAUGAGGCAGACGAAGACGAAGCUCAGACACGAAUCGCGAGAAAACGAACGGCCUUACUGGAAGGAAGUCUCCGAUGGCGUGCUGGCUACAAGCCACGCAUGCUCACCAGUUUCACGACAGGGAAUUCAUCAAACUAUUCACUGUUACAUUUGACCGAUCCACUCACUUUGCACCAUCUCGGCGUUACCACAUUUUCUCUCUUCCAUCCUGAAACGGCAUGCUUUGGGCACACCUUAACCAGUAUGCCUGAAUAUGCAAAGAGACGUCUCCUAUUCUUCAUCCCCAGUCUAUAUGGGCAUUUUCCAGCUCUCACCUACGCCACUGAUUGUGUUGUUGUUAGGUUAGAGCAGCUCAUUCGCUCAAGGGGCAUUUUAUCAUCAGAGAGGGAUGUUCUAUCGUUGGGCUACUAUACAAAGGCAAUAGAAGCUCUUCAGGGAAUAAUAGAUGAUGAAGAUCUACGAGCACUGCCGGAAACGCUAUGCGCGGUUUUACUCUUGGAAUUCUUUGAGCUACUACAUGGUGGGUCCCUGAUCGACUCAUGGAUAUAUCAUGCAGCGGGUGCAGCUCGUCUUAUCGAGCUUCGAGGUCCUCACAACUUUCGGACCAGGUUUGAGCUCUCACUUUUCAUGGCCCAUGCUGGCCCCAUUAUUACAGAAGCACUCUUGAUGGGGAAAAGGUGUUUUUUGUGUGAUGACGAACGCUGGCUGAAUGUCAUGAUCGACGCCAUUCGCAAUGACCCCAUUGUGCCGCAGGAUCAAGUUCAUCUCGUUGUUAAACUAUGGACAAGCCUCAUUAACCUACCAAACUUAUUUCUGGAUGUCAGAGAUUUGAUUCGUAUGUCAGCGUCGGCUGAUAGGCGCCAGGAUCUCAUUACAAGGCUCCUUGCUGAGCAAGACCAGCUUCAGCGAUGGCUGGCAUUAGCCGAGCAGUACCAGUGUGGUAUUAUUUCUGGCAAAUUAAGCACCCUAGCUGACGGUGCAAGUACAUUACUACUGUAUUCAACAGUUCGUGAGCAGCCGGUAUCCUGGAAAGUUCUUAUAGGGACUUAUAUAUUCGUCCUUCUCGUUCAACUACGCUUAUUAUUUUCGCUCUCACCAUCACAAUUUCCUGAACUAGAGUCUACAUGCCAAGCAGUGGCAGAUAUGGUUAUGCUGAUGAUUACAGACUGGGAUAGCUAUCGAAAUGACCGGCUUGUCGGUGGGAUCUUCAUGUCUCAAGCCAUGUGGAUGGCCAAAGCUAUCUUGAGAACUCGGGAUUGCUGGAGUGAUAGUGCAUCGCACACCAAAAAUACUGGCAUGAUUGAUGGGUGGAAGUUUGAAGCUUGGGUAAAUGCGAUAGCAGGAGAAGUAUAUAGUAAAUGA